This is a messenger RNA of Labrus mixtus (cuckoo wrasse), 1083 nucleotides long. RefSeq names its product inaD-like protein. The record is from RefSeq and is a predicted model, not a curated record. Lineage: Eukaryota; Metazoa; Chordata; Actinopteri; Labriformes; Labridae. Gene Ontology annotation, molecular function: protein binding. The transcript has 3 exons. Bases 103 to 330 code for a protein of 75 amino acids.
UCCGACAGCACUUUAAACGCAGCAUUAAAGCGAUACUAGUGCCAAACUGGAUCCACUUCAUAUCGAUCCAGAGCGACGGACGGAGAGCGAGGAACGACAACGAUGUUUGAAAAUGUCCCGACGGUGUCCACCGCAGAGCGUCAGCAGGUACUGGGAGCUCUGGAGCGUCUGCAGGCCAAACUGGUGCAGAGGGAGGAGUGGAGCCACAGCGAGACCCUGGGGACCCUGAGGGAGACCCUGCAGAGUCCCCUGUUCAGUCACAUCCUGACCCUGCAGCACUCCAUCAAACAGCUGCGACACCAGGUGAGGAGCACGCCGUCAACACGAUGAACAGAAUCCAGAUCAGAAGGAAAAACACUAAACUACAGAUACAAACUUUACCUGAGAAUAAGAAGAUGAAUAUCUGGAGUACGGACGGGGUCUGAAACUAACACCGCCAAGCACCAAAUGCUGAUUCCAUUGUCUGUUUGGAGAAUAUUUCAGAGCGCCAUCGCCUCGUGGCGGGUAAAUGUUUGUAGAGUUUUACGCUAAUUUGUUGUAGCUGCAGCGUCUGUCUCCUGCUCCUCUCCUGUCUUUAUGUCAGACAACAUACACUGAUGCACAAUCAGGCGCCAGCCACAACGCUCUGCUGUUUUCCUCUGGUGCAAGGGAACGCAGUUGAUCCAUGGUCACACCAGACCGAGUUCUACAGUUUGGUUUGCUCAUGAUCUGUUCUGUGCGGCCUGCAGCUUGCUCCGUCGAAACUAGACUUAUAGAGAAAUAUAUGUGAAAUAUGUGGAAAUUGGCUGAAAAGUCAGGGGCAGCUGUGGAUCAGUGGUUGAGUUUGUCGUCUCUGAACUGGAAGGUCGGGGGUUCAAUCCCCAGCUGCAGCCACGUGACUCUUUACUCAGCAGCCUCUACCAUCAGUGUGUGAAUGUGUAGGUGUGACCUGAGGUGAAAAAGAGCUUUUUUAGUCAGAAGACUAGAAAAGAUCAAGUCCAUUUACCGAUUAGUGAGCAGUGAUAUAAAACCAACAGGUAGCAGCAUGUACCUGAGUUAACAACAACCAGGUGAACACAGGUGUAAGCGUUGAUAUGGAGAGUC